CUGUCACAAAGAAAUUGAAUCGUAGAAAGCACUGGAAGACGAGCUGCAGACGGCCCCUUCGGAUACAGUCGUUACCGGAGGAUGCGUCGCAGAUGCUUUUGGCAUCCACCAACACUUCUUGACUUUGAGAUAUCAAGCUGUCGUUCCCAUUCAAAGACGUAUGAUCAUGGCGGGUAUGUCUUCACUGGCCUGCUAUCUAGCUUCGCGUGAGCGCAUCCUUCUCAGCCUCUGGCCAAUUAUGCUCAACAGAGUGCAAGGCUGCCUGCACGCUGCAGGCAACACCGCCAAAGUAUCUGAGUCACGACUCAGCGCCAUUGCCUGAGUCAAGUUUACAGCGCCUUUAAAUUUUACUCAAGAGCUGCACAUCUGUAAAGAACAAGCAAGAGAAAAAUUGUCUUUCGUCAUGGGUUCUCGCUCGACCAAGGUUGCGCCGCCCCCGCACGUUGUGGCUGUUGCCUCACCGGUCGCACCUGCUGAGCAAAAACAUGCAAAAGGCAACAAUACAACCGACUCUGGAGAACACGGGCCCUGCCAAGACCUCGAAUAUCAGCCUGCAAAAAGAGUCGUGACUUUACCGCAGCCUUGCGACGAUAUCAACCUCAAAAGCUCUACACGAACUUCUACAACCUCAGGACGGCGAUAUAGCGAACCCGUUUGGGCAGCCGCAAUGGCCACGGGGAUCAACAUAAUCCGACUACAGCAUCUUGCCGCUUUCGAAAGCUUCAUUGCGGAGCGCGACCUCAUGGCGAUUGAUGUCGACGAUGCAAGUGUUGUUGCGAUUGUGCCAGCCGCCGAAGAUACCGGAAAGGUCGAAGGACCUGAGAUGCAAUGCUUAACUUGUUGUACGCAACUUCCGAAAGAGAAUGACCCGAAGUAUGCGAAAGAAGUUAUCAAGCCUUGCAGAAGAUGCGACAGCGCUUACUGCAUUUCAUGUGUCAAGGACAUGUUUCUCAAAGCUUGCAAAGAUUCAACUCGAAUGCCUCCACGAUGCUGCACACCGCUCGGUCUUCAUCAUAUCAAACCCCAUUUGACAACGCAAGAGAUCAGCGAAUACAAAUCGAAGUACGAAGAGUGGAGCACACCCAAGCCAUUCUACUGUCCAGUACUAGCCUGUUCAGCUUUCAUUCCAGAACGACUCCUGCCACACCAAGAAGAACUUAGACAGAAGAAAGCAGACUCUGGUGUCGGAUUACCGACCUCGACAAGCUUCCAAUGCCCGAAAUGCGAAGGCAAGAUCUGCAUUGAUUGCCGGCAAGAAUCCCACCCAGACAGUCUCUGUGCAGAUCUAGAUCUUGGAAUUGAUGCAGAAACCGCAGCACUGUUGAAGGCAUGGGGCUAUAAGCGUUGUCCUAAGUGUGGCCAGGGGCUAAAGCGUAUGUACGGCUGUAAUCACAUGGAAUGUAGAUGUGGCGCACACUUCUGCUGGGAAUGCAUGAAGAGUAGCGAAAAUUGCGGAGGAGGUUGUGACGAGGUUGAGAAUUGUGACAGCGAGUCGGAGCCUGAUGAACCUGAGCCCCUGCAUAGGUUGGAGGACGAUACUGCAAACGAAGCACUUGCAGUGAAUAUGAGUGGAAGCGAUGCAGUUGGACCAAACACCGACACGCAAACAAACGAGCCAGAGGCAGCUACUGUUCGCCCAUCCUCACGCCCAGCUGCUCGGCCACGAAAUCUGGACGGCGGCCCAUCGUAUUACUGGGAAGGUCAAGACCUUGACUUCGGCGAAGAACCUACCGAUGAUAUACAAGACCCAACCUGGGACUGCCACCAUUCCUUCGAACCCUAUACCAUCCCACUCGCAGAAACAAUAUCGACGCCUGCUUCAGCACUCGAAAUGGAGUGCGUCAAAUGCUGGUGCACGAUACAUCCCGACAUCGAAACACGACCCGAGACCGGUGCAAUCACAAACACACCAAGGAAUCCUUCUGUCAGAGGUCCUAGGGGGGCCCGUGUUCACGUACGUGGUUUGGCAGCGAGAACGCGUCGCACACGCUACGUGCCUCCCCGUGGACUGGCUCGUUCUGACGCUACCAUCGGCACAGCAUCGCAUCUCAUAGCACAGCUCCCACCGAAUAGCCCACGGCCUGCAGAGCCGCAAUCAGGGCCUAUGGAGGGGGUUGAGUUUCAGCCAGCGGUAGACUCCGGAGGCCUCAUUUCUGCACCGAACGCAGAAUCUGCAAAGAAAACCACUCUCACAACCCCGAAGUCAAAUGUCUUCGGUUAUUCUGCUACAACGUAUAACGUAGCGCAAGAGUGUUUUAGAUGCAGCGUCAUGGUCUGCGAGAAAUGCGCAGCGUUGAUGCUUGCCCAACAAGAAGAGAGACAGGCGAAGUGGGACAUGGAGCACAAUGUGGAAGCACAACAAGAUAUAGAAGUACCGCACAAUGUGGAUGUACAGCACGAUAUGAAUGUACAUCAAGGAGAUGGAAGUACAGCAUGAGAUCGAGCCACAGCACGAGGAAAUACUUGAGCAGGGAGAGGUGCCAGCAUCCUUCAGUCACGACGAGCAGCCCCCUCCUUCGCUGUUGGUUUGAAGAGCGAGGCGUUCGAAGUCUGGCUGUUCUAGAGCGACCCAGCGUAUAAGAGCGCAAAGAACGUGGCUAUUGGAGCUGUUUCCACUCAUGUAUCUUGCCUGAUUCGCGGAUGUAGAUUAUAUCGAUGAGGAUCUCCUGUCCUUUUCUGGCGUUAACGGCAUAGCGAGACGUUAUUGCGAGCUUUAUCCUGGCCUAUAAGUAUGAGAUCCAAGAGUAGAGUAAUUUAAAUACUG
Boeremia exigua is the source of this 2764-nucleotide messenger RNA. RefSeq lists its product as uncharacterized. Gene Ontology annotation, molecular function: ubiquitin conjugating enzyme binding; zinc ion binding; ubiquitin protein ligase activity. The record is from RefSeq and is a predicted model, not a curated record. Gene Ontology annotation, cellular component: ubiquitin ligase complex; cytoplasm. Gene Ontology annotation, biological process: protein polyubiquitination; positive regulation of proteasomal ubiquitin-dependent protein catabolic process; ubiquitin-dependent protein catabolic process. The coding region runs from base 404 to 2437 and encodes 677 amino acids. The transcript has a single exon. NCBI's taxonomy places the organism in Eukaryota, Fungi, Ascomycota, Dothideomycetes, Pleosporales, Didymellaceae.